Messenger RNA from Orbicella faveolata, 1812 nucleotides. Its product is annotated as von Willebrand factor A domain-containing protein 5A-like. NCBI's taxonomy places the organism in Eukaryota, Metazoa, Cnidaria, Anthozoa, Scleractinia, Merulinidae. The record is from RefSeq and is a predicted model, not a curated record.
CAGUUUGGCAGAGCUCAGCUAGUUUCGAAUGCGUGUCACGUUAUUCUAAAAAUAACGUUGUUGUUGUUGCCUUGAAUCGUGCGCUGUUUCUCGUGUAUAGAUUCAUCUGAACAUUUUCUGCCUUAUGACAACAAGAAAGCACAUCGGAGAGAAGUUGUUGAACACAAAAAGCGUUCAAGAGUCUAUCGACUCCUUGCCAAUCUCGUUCCAUGCUCAGUUUUUCUGUAAACUAACUAUGCGUAAACGUGCUGACAAAAGUGACGUAAUGUAGCCCAAAAUACUUUUAGUGCACACAGCACUAUAAAACUGAGUUUCUCUAUCACGUUGUUCUUACUUUCUGUAGCCACGUUGUUGGUAGUCGUUGAUACCUAGAGUUUAAAUCAUGGCUGGAAGGUUUGGGCUCGUGCAGAAGCAAAAUGGUUCAAAAGUUCCUUUGGAGAGCAUCGAGAUUCAAGUCGAUGUUCAGGGAUUCACCGCACACGUGUCGGCGACCAUGAAAUACACGAACAAGAAUGAAAAUCCUAUUGAAGCCAUUUACAUUUUCCCAUUAGACGAGCAAGCAGCUGUGUGUGGAUUUCAAGCGACAAUUGACGGUCGAACCAUUGUAGCAGAAGUGCAAGAAAAGCAGGAAGCUCGAGAUACCUAUGACGACGCCAUUAGCAGCGGUCAAAGUGCUUUUCUACUGGAGGAAAGCGACGAAAGCUCGGACAUUUUCCAAAUAAGCGUUGGGAACUUGCCGCCCAAGAAGGAAGCUAUCAUAGAACUGCGUUUUGUAACAGAACUCGCUGUGGAGAAGGAAGGCCGAGUCGUGUUUGUCUUGCCGACAGUUUUGAAUCCGAGGUACUCCCCACAAGACAGUGCAGCGAGUCUUAGCACCCAAAUCCCAAGAGCAGCAGCAGUGGAUUCACCAUACUCGUUUGAGUUCGAGAUGAAAGUGAAAGCAAUCUCGGCCAUUAGCGAGAUUUCUUCCUCGUCCAACGCCUUAAUUGUCGAGAUAGAUGGCAAUGAUCAAAGCCAAGCCAAAGUAAAGCUGGCCGAGGCGCACAAGUUCAACAAAGAUGUCGAGGUUCACAUUUUGACCCGCGAACCUUUUAAGCCACAAGCGAUUUUGGAGAACGGAGCGAAAAUAGAAGGAAGGGAAGAUAAAGAAGGCUUCAUGGCAAGCCCUGUCGUGAUGCUGAAUUUCUUCCCGGAAUUUAAAACUUCAGAAUCGUCGGAUAAAGGCGAAUUUGUGUUCGUGGUUGAUCGGAGUGGAAGCAUGAGUGGAAGCAAAAUCAACAGCGCCAGAGAAACGCUGCUUCUGUUCUUAAAGAGUCUGCCCGAUGGCUGCUACUUUAAUGUGGUGGGGUUUGGAAGCAGCGACAGGACUCUGUUUAAAGAGAGCACAUUGUACAAUGAUGAAAAUUUGAAGGAAGCCACCCAGCUGGCAGAGACCAUGCAAGCUGAUCUCGGUGGUACAGAAAUCCUGGCCCCUUUGCAGUGGGUGUUCUCUCAGCCUCUGGUCAAAGGUCACCCGAGGCAGCUGUUCCUUUUGACCGAUGGGGAAGUUGGAAAUACUCAGCAGGUUAUAGAUCUGGUGCAAAAGAACUCCAAAUCUGCAAGGUAUGGCUUUCCUGAAAAAUAUUAAAUGGACCAGUUCAAACCCGGCAUAGUCAGUUGAAUGUUCGGAAAUCAAACUCAAUCAAACUCAAUUGAACUCAAUCUGUGGAUUGAGUCCGAUUGAGUUUGGCAAUUGAAUGAAAUUGAAUGCUGAACUUUGUGUGAGUUCAAUUUCUGAAACAAUCGAACUCGAUCGCACAAGUCAAACCAAAC